This is a messenger RNA of Chroicocephalus ridibundus (black-headed gull), 2956 nucleotides long. It is a transcript of the gene GNPNAT1, whose product is annotated as glucosamine-phosphate N-acetyltransferase 1. The coding region runs from base 1120 to 1692 and encodes 190 amino acids. Gene Ontology annotation, cellular component: endoplasmic reticulum-Golgi intermediate compartment; Golgi apparatus; endoplasmic reticulum. The transcript is spliced from 6 exons. NCBI's taxonomy places the organism in Eukaryota, Metazoa, Chordata, Aves, Charadriiformes, Laridae. Gene Ontology annotation, molecular function: glucosamine 6-phosphate N-acetyltransferase activity; monosaccharide binding. Gene Ontology annotation, biological process: UDP-N-acetylglucosamine biosynthetic process. The record is from RefSeq and is a predicted model, not a curated record.
UGGAGCUGAAAUUAAUUAGAUUUAUUUUAUUCUGUACAGGACACUAUCUGAGUGUUGUGAAUGAAUUCGUGAAUUCUAGGAAGAGUUUGUAAUGGAACAGGGUAACAGCAACAUUAGAGUGAUCAGGAUCUAGGAACAGAGAUGUCAAAUGUAUUGCUGGAACCGGGGGGACUUUGGUUUUGCUUAGCAGUGACAUAAUUAAUACACUGGUGAUGGGCUUGCAGUCCUCUGCGCGCAUCGAUGUGAUCUGAUCGAUAAAGCUCAGGACUGGGAAGACCUGGAUUCUCGCUUCUGACUCUGCCUUCCACAGAAAUGUUUUUCUUUGCACUUCAUUUUUCCCGCUGUUUCAUUUUGAAAAUUCAUGUGGGAUGAGAAUUUUUAUUGCUGUUUAAUUUCUCUAACAGCAAUUUUUUUACUUUUAUAUGCAAGAUUGAGAUGAGAAUGGGGAUUUAAAGACCAGUGUAUACCAGCAGGUGGCAUAGAAAAAGAUUUCGUGGUUGUUUUAGGUGUUUUUUUGAUUAGGUAUUUCUUUUAAGAAGCUAUUUCAGUUGGGUUUCCAGAGCCACCUUCAGUUUUGAGGUUCGUAUGCUGCCGUUAAGCCGAGAUGUUCCAUAGCUGACAUCCUCUGUACUUUCUCUGGGCAGCUUACAGGGCUGUAAGAUGUCCUAAAGAAAAAUGUAUUUAGGAUGAAUAUUUUUCAAAAUAUGUUUAUUUGGCCUGCCCAACAGCGUGCAACUACCCUAUCUUUUAUGGUGCAGCUAAGUUAAUUUGAAGAUGUAUAAAGAACUUAGUCUCAGGACAAGUUCCCAUGAUAUGCUCUGUUCAUACCAGAAACCUGACCAGGUAUUCUACAGAUGACAAAGUAAGAAUUAUUUUCCUAUACCUAGCAAUUAGGAAAAUAUAUCACUUUGCUUCCUCUUAUCUCUAAUUCUGAAUAAUACACAAUUCCCAAAUGUCUCUUUAAUCAUUAACAGGUGUCUCACCAUCAUCUUGGCAGUUCCGCGUUUUACCUGUUAAUGGACAAUGAGGCGCUGCGCUUUGCAGCUGCGAUGGCAUUAGCUUUUGUAAAUACACCGAGCAAACAUGACCGCCUGAGAAACGUGAACACCUGUUGCAGCCAUGAUGCCUGUUGCCACCGUGAUGCCUGAUGACACACCGAUGUUUGACCCAAAUAUUCUGCACGAACUUGACUGGAGCGAGAACACGACGACGUUUUCUCCCGCUAUUUCUCCUUUAGAUCCAGGAGAUGGUCUAGUUUUGAGACCGCUUUGCACGGCUGAUUUAAAUCGAGGCUUUUUUAAGGUUCUGGGUCAGCUGACCGAAACUGGAGUUGCAAGCCCGGAGCAGUUUAUCAAAACCUUUGAGCACAUGAAGAGGUCUGGAGAUUACUACGUUACUGUAGUAGAAGACACAAAUCUUGGACAGAUUGUUGCUACGGCAACGCUGGUGAUAGAACAUAAAUUCACUCACUCCUGUGCAAAGAGAGGAAGGAUAGAAGAUGUAGUAGUAAGCGGGGAGUGCAGAGGAAAGCAGCUGGGUAAACUAUUAACAUCCACCCUGACACUGCUAAGUAAGAGACUGAACUGUUACAAAAUUACACUUGAGUGUCUGCCAAAAAAUGUGGAUUUCUAUAAGAAGUUUGGCUAUUUGGUAUCUGAAGAAAACUACAUGUUUCAACGGUUCUUUAAUUAAGAACUUCCAGUCUUUUUUUUUUUUUUUUUGGUAAAGACUGUUGGUGGAGGAGCUUGUGCUACAAACAUUCUCUUCGUGGAAAAUUUAUAGUUUAUUGCUGCAAAUAUAACAAUCCCUAUAAAUAAUGAACAUCAAAUGUGUAAAUCCUACAGAAAAAAAAUUACUGACGUUUUGGAAGGGUCCUUUGGGUUAGGAAAUAAGUGCUUAGAACUAAUUUUUACUACUGUUCAGUCUAAGUGAAGCUUUUUUGUUCUAGCUGAGUUACAAAGGACUCUUGUUAAAGGGAUGGUUUUUAACCAAAGGUCUAUAUUUUUAUCUCAAAUUUUUUCUUGCAUUGUAUUUUUCUAAAGGUUUGCGCUUCUUUUCUGGGUAGUUGAAGUGCAGCUCACGGGGUGGCUCUGGCUGUACUUUGCAGAAGGAGGAUGUGGCUUGGGUAGGGAUGAUGCUUCUCGCACAGGAUUAGUGACACGGAAUGGGCGGUUGUUUCGUCCUUUCUGCGGAAGCUCCCUGAAAUGCUGUUGAUGUUUGCGUACCUAAACUUUUAUAGGCACUAUUUUAAUCUGAAUUUGUUACUACUUGUGCGGGUAGGGGAGAAUCCUUAUGGGCUAUGCUAAAGCUGAUGUUCCGAGUGUAAAAAUGGACGUGUACUUCUCACUGCAGUGGUCCUGCACUUUAGCUGAUAACUUUGUUUUCAGGAUAAUUACAUGUUUUCUGACUAGCCCAAUGGUUUGCGACAGGGCAACCAGAAUGUCCCUGUCCUGAGCAGGGCUCUGCCUAGUGCUCAGUGGGAAUGUGAUUUGGGAUUCAGCUUCCCCCAGCUGUACUCAAACUCCUGAGGGCCAGGGGGGCUCUGCUGGUGACAGGGAAAUCCCAAGGGAUUGUUGCUGCUCUGGAGCAUCCCUCUUGCUAUAAGAUUGGAUAAAUGAUUUUAGCACUUUUGCCAGUGAUGGCAAGCAAAUAACGUACAAAGCCCUGGUUUCAACAGUAGCGUUUUGUGCGGGGAGAGUGACAAAUCCUAUGUCUAUGAAUAGGGCAUUAUAAAUACGUGAAGGUUCGUACAGAACAGCCAGUCUCGUUUGUGAACAGUUCAGCCUCACAAAAUGUUCUUUCCUUGUGGUGUGGAGAGCUACUUUAAGCUGUGGGGGGGGUUAUAUUUAAUAGUCCUGAUGGUACUCCACUCAAUAUAGUGUUCCCUUGGUGAUGUCUGUUUUAUUUAUUGAUUAUUUUUUUAAAAAAAAAUCUUUAAGCUGAAUAAAUGAAGACU